Molecule: messenger RNA, 2508 nt
Organism: Acanthochromis polyacanthus (spiny chromis)
Lineage: Eukaryota; Metazoa; Chordata; Actinopteri; Pomacentridae
Gene: phf19
Product: PHD finger protein 19
Exons: 14
Coding region: 207-1877 (556 amino acids)
Biological process (GO): chromatin organization; regulation of DNA-templated transcription
Cellular component (GO): nucleus
Molecular function (GO): DNA binding; chromatin binding
Source: RefSeq, a predicted model, not a curated record
UUCGCGGGAAAAGUGAAAAAAAUGGCGACGGUAGAAGUUUGAAGUUUAGGCUUCGGAAACACAGACAGAGAGACAGACAGAGAGACCCUUUGAAGGACCGGAGACACCGACACACACACCGUCUGUCUAUCCGUCGGUUGCUGCAGGCGGUGGUUCGGUAAACGGAGGACCGGGGAAAGGAGAGACGCCGCCCGUAUCAGAGGAGGAUGUUUGAGGACCUGAUUGAAGCCUUCUGUGGGGCAGAGUCUGAGGUGUCUCCAGGGGACAGGUCAUGUCUGCGUGAGCGGAGCCUGGAAGAGGACGAGGAGGCGGAGUCCAGUCUGAGUGUGGGACAGUUUGUCCUCUGUCAUUGGUCAGAUGGACUCUACUACCUGGGAAAGAUACAGCGGGUGAGCCCUCCCAGGCAGAGCUGCUUCGUCACGUUUGAAGACAACUCCAAGUUCUGGGUCCUCUUGAAAGACAUCCAACACGCUGGAGUCCCGGGGGAGGAGCCUCAGUGCUCUGUGUGCCGGGAGGCGGGGCCAAACUCUGACAACCAAUCAAACAACCUGAUCUUGAUCUGUGGGAAGUGUGGCAUUGGUUUCCACCAGCAGUGCCAUGUUCCUCCAGUAGAGGGCAGCAGCAGUCUCAGUCCGUGGUUCUGCAGACGUUGUGUCUUUGCUCUGGCUGUUCGGAAGGGUGGAGCUCUGAAGAAAGGUCCGAUAGCGAAGGCCCUGUCAUCCAUGAAGCAGGUUCUGGCGUACGAGAUGGACUCUCUGGACUGGGACUCUCAGCACCGGACCAAUCAGCAGCAGUGUUACUGCUACUGCGGCGGCCCCGGAGAGUGGUACCUGAAGAUGCUGCAGUGCUUCAGGUGUCAGCAGUGGUUCCAUGAAGCGUGCACUCAGUGCCUGCAGGAGUCCAUGAUGUUCGGAGACAGGUUCUACCUGUUCCUCUGCUCGGUGUGUAAUAAAGGCUCCGAGUAUGUCCGCCGGCUGUCCCUCAGGUGGGUGGACGUGGUUCACCUGGUCCUCUACAACCUGUCGGUCAGCAGCAAGAAGAAGUACUUCGAGCUGGACGAGAUCCUCGCCUUCGUGUCCACCAACUGGGAGCAUCUGCAGCUCGGAAAGCUGUCCAACACUCCUCCAGCAGAGAGGGGGCAGCACCUGCUGGACGCUCUGAACAAAUACAAGAGCAAGUUUCUGUGUGGGAAGGAGAUUAAGAAGAGGAAGUGCAUCUUUCGUUUGAGGACCCGGGUUCCUCCCAACCCCCCCUGCAAGCUUUUCCCUGAGCGUGCUCAGACGGACGGGGGGCGGGGCCGUAAGAAGACCACGGCCAGCGGAGCGUCUGAGAGGAAGAAGAGGAAGUCCAGGUGGCUGCUGGAAGACGCCAUUCCCAGCAACGAGUUGUCCUGCAGCUGGUCCUCCAACCACCACAUGGCCAACAUCUUCGACUUCACCCUGGACGAGCUGCAGAGCCUCAAGAGCAGCUCCAGUAGAACAGUCAGCAUCGACCAGGACUCCACCGACGCCUCCACCUCGGGUUCGGCUACAACCAGCACCUCCUACCACUUCAGGAGGAGGGUGGGCAGUAGGAAGAGGAAGUUGCCGAGCAACAGCUACAGCCAGUGGGCCAAUCGCAGUGAGGUGGGGGAGGAUCCUCCUGAGAUAAUGGAGGACCCGAGACACGCCCACUUAUCAACAGACCCCGCCCACCUGCUAUCGGACGCCUCACAGUUCCACUCUGACUCCUCCCACCUGCACUCCUCCAUCUCCUCGUACUUUGGUGUGGCGGGGCGGCUGACCAACGGGGAGCGGUACCAGGUGCUGGCCCGCCGGGUCACACCUCAGGGGACAGUGCAGUACCUGCUGGAGUGGGAGGGGACGACUCCUUAUUAGGAUGUUACUAUAGCAGCAGUGUUCAGGCUGUUUGAGAGGCUUUGAUUCGUGUUUCUCCAAACUCAGCUGCUGAAUUAUAGAGACCUGAGGGACCACCUGAUGUCUCUGAGGUGUCCACUUUUAAUCUGAGUUAGUGAUUUUAACCUGCUGCCAACACAAACAUGAAUCUUAGUCCCUUUUGUGUCCCGUAAACACCUGUCCUCCCUGUGUCCCGUAAACACCUGUCCUCCCUGUGUCCCGUAAACACCUGUCCUCCCUGUGUCCCGUAAACACCUGUCCUCCCUGUGUCCCGUAAACACCUGUCCUCCCUGUGUCCCGUAAACACCUGUCGUAUGUGUCUUUGGUUCUCAGGUGAGUUUGGAUGAAUCAGGAUUCAAACCUCUCAUGAUGCUGUCAACAGUAUUUAGUGAAAACAAGCAAACUUUGAAGUUCAGCCAAAGACCAGAACCAACACACACACACACACACACACACACACACACACACACACACACACACACACACACACACACACACACACACACACACACACAGUGAUGUUAGUGUGUAGUUCUUACCUGUUGUGAUCCGACUGACAGCAGGUAGAAUUCUUUUUCUUUUCCUCUGAUUUGUCAAACAGUCAGAGUUAGCU